AUUCCCAUUGAUCAUCAAAUGUAUGAUAUGAUUGAUGUUAAAGGAUCUGAAGGGUUGCUUUUUAAGGAGGCAUGCAAGAGGCUCGGAAUCAGUAACAAAGAGAAUCAGUCUCUGGUUAGUAUGAUGGCAUAUAGGUUUGGAAUGCAUUUGCAGGCUGAGAUUCAUAGUAAAACAAAGGCAUAUCGAAUUUGGACGGCCAGGAAUUUCAACAGUAAAUCAUCUAAUGCAUUUCCAAGAAAAUCAAAAACAGUCACUUCUGAAAAUAAAGUAGAUAAUCUAGAUAUUCCUAAGAGUCUUUCGACGUCUGGAAGUGAUAUUGCUACCCCAGCAAAAAUGAAUGACAGUGAAAUUACUACAGAACCUUCUUGUGGUUCCAACCCGCAACAGAUACUCCAUGAACCAAGAGAGACAGUUCCUGAUGCUAAACAUGAUUCAGUUGGUAUGGAAAUGGAAACAAAUGCUCCAUCAGAGACAGCACCUACUGAUUCCUUGAAGCCAUUUAAAUCCAGAUCAUAUCAGAGAUAUCCAUGUUUAUCUUUGACUGUUGAUGGUGCACAGAGGGAGCAGAGGAUACUCGAACGGUUACAGAAUGAGAAGUUCAUUUUAAAAGCUGAGCUGCAUAGAUGGCUCAUGAGUCUUGAGAAGGACAAGUGCACAACAAUCGACAGGAAGACCCUUCGUCGAAUGUUAGACAAGCUUCAGCAGCAAGGACACUGCAAAUGCAUAACCAUAAAUGUCCCUCUGGUCACAAACUCUGACAGUACUCGUACUGCUCACGUGGUUUUGCACCCAGCUGUUACUUUGUCUCCCGAACUACAUGAAGAAAUUUAUGAUAAGCUGAGAUUUUUUAAGAGGCAAAGCCAUAGCAAGGCCUAUUCUAGGUGGAAGAGCAAAUCAGUUCCUGAACUGAAUGGUGUCCAGAGAAAUCAACAAUUUAUUAGAUUUCAGGAGGGUUUAAAAGGUAAUAGGGAUGAAUGUGCUUCAACUUUUCAGAAAAAGAAGAAAUCUUCAGAAGGAGGGUUAGUAAAAGGUACAACAGUUGAUGAUGAAACUGGACAGCUGGGCUCACAGAGGCUACCUGACACUGUUAAUAAAUUUGCAGAAGAUCAACAUGUUUCUGUUGCUUCUGAUGGAGUGCAUAAGCAUUUGCAAUCACAUAAGGAGGAUUAUUAUCCAGAAAAUGUGGAAGAGCACACUCCAAAUGAAGAUGAUGAGAAAUAUAACUCCUUUACUAACCAUUGUGCUUUUUCAGAGAAGCUACAAUUUCGAAGAAGAUUUCAUUGGACAGAAGAAGCAGACAGGAAAUUAAUAAUCCAAUAUGUGAAACAGCGUGUAGUGCUUGGGCCAAAAAUUCAACAUGCAUGUUGGGCUUCACUUCCUGACCUGCCAGCACCUCCAGGUAGUUGCCUCAAAAGAAUGGCAUCACUGAACAAAAACGAAGCAUUUCAAAAAGCUCUAAUGAGACUCUGUAACAUAGUCGGUGGAUGGUAUGUGAAGCACCUGGAAAAAAUCCAAAACAGGUCAUUAGAAGAUACUGAUCGCCAACCACUUCUGCGAAGUUCAUCAGGGGAAGGUCUCAAGGGAAAUUGCUUCAGUGUCUUUGCACUUACUCAAGAAACAGUUUUUGAGGUAAGACGACAGGAUGAUUUCACCGAGGAACGUAUUAAGAGAGCCUUUGAUGAGGUUCUUUGGUGCAUGCACAUGGCUACUUUGGAGGCCCGAAAAAAAGCAGGAUCUGUCUUCGAGGGGCCAGAUAGAAAUAUGGAUUCUAAAGGAUAUGCUGGUGGUAAGGCUAGUCAGCAUUCUAAAAAUCAAAUUCCAGAGGGUACUGGAGAUAGGGCUACUAAAUUCUCUAAUUGGCUCCAUGAAAGAGGGAAAUAUCUUAUGGGAGGGAUUGGUCUUACUGCAGAUUUACAGUGUGGAGACAUUUUCCAUUUAUUUGCUCUAGUUUCUUCAGGUGAACUCUCCAUUUAUCCAUUCUUGCCAGAAAAUGGCGUUGGUGAAGCUGAUGACUUGAGAAGCAAGAAACAGAGAAUUGAUGACAAUGAAUUCGUUGAUGGCAAUAAAUUUAACAAAAAUCAAUCCUUAGAAGAAGUUGAAGAAGGUGAAGGUGGAGUGUCCAUUUCUCCAUGCUUGCCUAAUGAAUGCUGUGUAACUGUUGAGAACAAAUCCGUUGAUGGAGAAGGAGGUGAACUGUCCUGUCCAUGCUCGCCAGAUGAAGUUGAUGUAGAGGGCAAAGACCUGAGAAAAAUGAAGCGUAAAAUUGAUAACAAUGAAUGUUUUCAUGUUAGUGAGGAUAAGAAACUGAAAUCCAUGAAAGGAGGUUACUAUGAAUUUCGCAGAGAAAAAGGUUUUCCGAGUAUCAUGUUAUAUGUACAUAGUGCACCAAUUACAAGAACCAAUGCUGUUGGAGUAGGAUCGUUCAAUAAUGGGGAGAUCUGUAAUGAUGAACUUCUUGCUGAUGGGAGUGAUAAUUGUUUGACUUCAAUGGCUGGUCUUGAUCAAGAUCCUGAACCACCUUCAUUGACAAAGUCCCCAGGGAGGAAUGAUGAUGCUAAUUUGAUCCUCCAGCCAAAAGAUCAUGCUAAUUUUGGUGCUGAUUCACAGCCAAAUCCAUUGAUAUUGCCAUGGAAAAAUGGAGAUGAGUUCAUCAACAGUAUCAUCUACAAGGGACUUAUAAGCACUGUUCUCCGUACUGUGAUGCAAAAUCCUGGGAUAUUAGAGGAUGAUAUCAUACACCAGAUGGAUGGAUUAACCCCCCAGAGCUGUAGAAAGGUGUUAGAGUUAAUGACUCUUGAUAAGCACCUGAUUGUCAAGAAAAUGUUUCAAACUUCAUCCACUGCACCCCCUGCCAUUCUGGGAACACUCCUCGGGAAUCACUUCAGAAAAUCAAAGUUGAUUUGCAGUAAGCAUUUCUUUGCCAAUCCCCUGAGCACAACCUUGCUGUAGGGCCUUUUCAGCUUUGUUCAUGGAAUCCUAGUUAUCGGCCAGCCUCAGUCAUGGGGGUUUUUGAUGUUACACUUGAGGACUGAUGUAAAGAAAAUAUUCGACUUUCUCUAGAAUGUAUAUGGUACCAAACCUUUGGAACUUAAUGUGUAUUUUCUCUAGGUUAGGAAUUUUCUUUUCUAAUAUUUGUACCCAACUUAUGAAACUUUUGUAUUUCAAAUAUUGGUCAAUGGUCAAUGAUGAAUUAA
This is a messenger RNA of Corylus avellana, 3194 nucleotides long. RefSeq lists its product as uncharacterized. Gene Ontology annotation, cellular component: transcription factor TFIIIC complex. NCBI's taxonomy places the organism in Eukaryota, Viridiplantae, Streptophyta, Magnoliopsida, Fagales, Betulaceae. The record is from RefSeq and is a predicted model, not a curated record. Gene Ontology annotation, biological process: transcription initiation at RNA polymerase III promoter; 5S class rRNA transcription by RNA polymerase III. Gene Ontology annotation, molecular function: DNA binding.